Pocillopora damicornis (cauliflower coral) is the source of this 2427-nucleotide messenger RNA. Its product is annotated as core alpha-(1,3)-fucosyltransferase. NCBI's taxonomy places the organism in Eukaryota, Metazoa, Cnidaria, Anthozoa, Scleractinia, Pocilloporidae. Gene Ontology annotation, molecular function: fucosyltransferase activity. The record is from RefSeq and is a predicted model, not a curated record. Gene Ontology annotation, cellular component: membrane.
AUAAAGAAUAAAUAUCGCAUUAUUUUUUUUUUAGGAAAGUUCUACCACUAUCUAAACAUACAGAGUUAGAACUAGAGUUUUUCUCAACCGUACUGCGCUGUAAUUUAUGACCGGCGACCUUUAAAAACUUGCGACUAAAAGCUGCCACUCUGAAGGCGUGACACGCAACCAUAUAAGUCAAACUCAGCAAAUUACACUGUAAUUUGAUUAUUUACAAAUUUCGCUGACCGCAACAAACCAAAACCUUCGUGUGAUUGUUUUAAGCAGGAAUUUGUUUUUCUUAAAUUACAAUUUAUUGAGAUCUAUAUUUCGAUAUAUUUAAGUAAUGUAGUUAAUUUACACGAAGGUGAAGCUGCGAUUAUAAGCUCAAAUGACAACGUAAACAAUCUGUGAAUUUGUGGUUGCCACUAUUGAUUAGAUCACGAUUAACAUUUUAAACAUUUACGCGUUCAUGGUUGUCUGAGUUAGAGGCAGACUGAAUUGACCGAUACACUCCUCUUUAAAGAAUAUUAAAAUUUUAAGAUAUUAGGCACGCACAUCAUCAAGAACAAAAGCCAUUUCGAAUUCAAUCUGUAAACCGCGAGCGGAUGUUUUUGGAAACAAAAUUUGGCUAGGAGAGGAAUGUUUUCGCUUUUUCCCCCUUCCCGCCUCCUUCAAAAAAAUUUUUUUUGAAAGUUGAUAUAAACGAAGUAAUAAGUAAAAAGGAAUAUCUAAAUUCUUUUUAAGGGAGGGUUCUUUAUUUUUUUUUCUUUUCUUUUUUCGAUGAAUAUGUCGCUAGGUUACCAAUUUCAUAGUGGAACAAUCCCAUUGAAUCAAUCUCUUUUCCAAAUAAAAGCUUGGGCCCUGACAAACCGUAAAAGCCAUGGCAGGCAAUUGGAAAGCUAGAUUAUUAUUUUACAGCAUUAGCUUGGGAAGCUCUCUUUUAAUUCUACAAUACUGGUUCCUCGACAGCAAAAUUCCAUCGAGAAAGAUGUCCGAUCAACGAAUAGCUACGAAAUUAUUCUUCAGCAGCGGGCCGCAGACAUUACGAAGGAGAAACGCUUUGAAACUCGUUCUGUUCUACACGACUUUAUUCGGUGAACGACCAUGGCGAGGACUUUCUAACGAUUACAAUUUCACAAACUGGAACCGAAUACCUUGUGCUGUGCAGGCAUGUAGAAUCUCUUACAACCGGAAAGACCUUAAUCGGAGUGAUGCAGUGAUAUUCCACGGACGAGAUUUACCCAGUGUUUCUCACAUGAAACGCAUAAUGAAGUUUAAAACUCCACAUCAGAGAUGGGUUUAUUUUACACAUGAAAGCCCUCAAUUUACUUUUUACGAACCAUGGCUGUAUAACGGGUUCUUUAACUGGACUAUGUCCUAUAGGAGGGAUUCGGAUUUCUUCGUGCCCUACCGAACGUACACCCAACUUCAGCCCGACGAGAUUGAAAACGAGGAAACGCAAGAUAGAAAUUAUGCAUCGAGCAAAGAUAGACUUGUGGUUUGGGUUGUCAGUCACUGCCAGGGUUUGCGCGAAGAGUUUGUCAAAAAACUCAUGAAAUACGUCAAAGUGGAUGUGUUUGGAUGGUGUUCAAAGAGAUUUAACCAAACUGAAACGUGUCCGAGGCAAUCUUCGGCUUGCGACGAUACGUUAAAACGCUAUAAAUUUAUCCUUGCAUUUGAAAAUUCAUACUGCUCGGAUUACGUGACCGAAAAGUACUGGUACAUGCCAUUUGACCACGAUAUUGUGCCGGUAGUUUUCGGAGGCGCUUCGUACGACCAGAAAAUCGCUAUACCUGGCUCUUUUAUCAACGUUUUGGAUUUCGCGUCGAUUAAAACUCUAGCUGAUUAUUUACUUUUCCUGGACAGAAACGAGAACGCUUACAACGAGUAUUUUUCAUGGAGAAAACGCUACAAACCGGUUCUUCCCGAAUCAUGGACUUGCCAUAUGUGCGCUGCACUCAACAAUAUUUCAAUACCAUCCAAGGUUUAUAAAAAUCUUGAGGACUUCUGGGGAGAAAGGAGUGAUUGUGCGACCAAAGAAAGAAGAAUAAGAAAAUUAGUAGAAAAGAUGGACUGAAAUUCUAUUUGUGACGAUAUGGUGGGGUUAAAAUCUUCUUUCUUUAAAAAAUUACUUUUGAAAUAUUUGCGAGGAGAAAAAAGCAGCUAGUGGUAAGUCGAGCAAGUCGUCAAUGACACGAGGCGUCAAUCACGCAUGAAGAGACAGCCGCGCGUUUCGAGAUCUUCACGCGUGUCUAGACAACACCUAAAUACCCUGAGGUGCCGAGACGGCCCCCACUUCCACCGACGACACGCGUGUCGCACCAGUAGCAAAUCUCAAGGCAAAUGCACGUUUCGAGACAGAUUCGUUAGCCAAGGAAAUCGCACGCGUUGCGACCACAGCAGUAUUGGUUCAGAUAAUCUCGCGUUUCGCAAAUGGUAAGCCCU